Messenger RNA from Vigna unguiculata (cowpea), 810 nucleotides. RefSeq names its product small polypeptide DEVIL 11-like. The record is from RefSeq and is a predicted model, not a curated record. NCBI's taxonomy places the organism in Eukaryota, Viridiplantae, Streptophyta, Magnoliopsida, Fabales, Fabaceae. Gene Ontology annotation, biological process: negative regulation of cell population proliferation.
GAGACCCCCCCUCAUCAGCUACCCCUUUUUUCAAUCUAACCCCUUAUAAAUACUCACCCUCCCCUUCCUCUCUUCCUCAGUGAUUCAGUCUCUCAGUAAAUUAAUUCACACCCCACAAGCUAAAGUUUCUUCCUUUCCCUCUCCUCUGUUUCCACCAAAGAAAAAACCCCAUCCAUGGCUUCUUCUGUAUCCACCACACCCACUCUCUACUUCGACGACAAGUGGAAGCUGUCCAAGAAAGAAGGAUCCACCAGAAGCAGGUCCUCCACCACCACCCCUUUCAUCAAGAAUUCCUCCUCGCAGAGAAGGUGCGCGUUUGCGAGCAAGUGUGCCAGGCUCGUCAAGGAGCAGAGGGCGCGCUUCUACAUCAUGAGGCGCUGCGUCACAAUGCUCAUAUGCUGGCGUGACUACAGCGAUUCCUGAAGACAAGAACAAAAGGGUUUGCGAGGGAGACACAAUGGGUUGCUGAGAGGGCAUAAAGCCCUCUCUUUUUGAGUCCCCUUAGUCUUUUUUUUUUUUUUCUUUUUUUUCUUUCGCUUUAGAUCAGAUCCCUUUUCAGUGUUGCGGAGGCCGCUUCAGAUAUACCUGUACAUAAAAAAAAUUGUUUCUCUUGGCUAGAAAUUUUGAAUUUUGUUUUGCUUUUUUUAAGGUUGUUGUUCCGAGAACCCCCGUCAAUGGAGGGUAUCAGUCAUGUUUGGUGUUUACCCUUGUGCUGUCUGAGAAAGAACUACUACUGAUAGAGGAGACAUAUGUUUAGAUUGGAGAGAUUAAUUGAAAUAUAUGAUAUAGCUUAGAGAGAUAAAAAAAAAA